AUGUCAGUAGAUGUUGAGACUUAUGCAUCGAAGCUUAAUGAUUAUGUCUGGCAUGUAUUCAAUGAUCGAGGUUUAUAUAAACCAAAAGAAGAAGUGCAUGUAAAAGGUUAUGUUCGAUUACUGAAAGUAAAAGGCGAAGCAAAAUUACCAGCUUAUGCUUAUGGUACAAUUGAUUAUAAAAUUUAUGAUCUUCAUGGUCAACAACUUCAACAGUCAAAAGUUGAAUUGAAUAAUUAUGGUGCAUUUGAUAUAAAAUUUACAUUACCUGACAAUGUUAACUUAGAUAGAGUUGUAUGUGAUGGAUACGUAACGCUUAGUUUACCAGAUUCACAAAGUAGCACAAUGCAUUAUUUUAAAGUUCAAGAGUUCAGAAAACCAGAAUAUGAAGUUUCAUCAAUGCUUCGACCAACAAUAGCACGUUAUUGUUAUCCAAUCGUUGAUGAAUAUGUCAUAGCUACUUGUCAAGGGAAAUUAUUUGCUGGUAGUUAUUUAAAUGAUGCAAAUGUUCAAUGA
Messenger RNA from Rotaria sp. Silwood2, 513 nucleotides. Lineage: Eukaryota; Metazoa; Rotifera; Eurotatoria; Philodinida; Philodinidae. The record is from the annotation of a GenBank genome assembly.